UGUAUGAAGAAAGGAAGGGCGCUGAACACAGACAGUGAUCGAUUCCAGAGACUGUUAUCACUUGGGUUCCGAUUCAAAUCCUCCAAGAUUCAAAGCAUACGGGUUUUGUGAGAGAUGAGUGAUAAAGGCAGUUCAAACCCAGAUAACAGUGAAGAACCCGAAGAAGAGAUCCGUGAAGAACUCGAUUUAGGUGAGACCCAAACCCAGGAAGAGAUCCGUGAAGAACCUGGCGAAGGUGAGACCCAAACCCAGGGAGAGAUCAGAGAAGAAGCCAGUGAAGCUAGUAAUGCCCAGGAAGAUGAAGAAGCUGAAGGUAGUACCCAGGAAGAUGAUCAAGGCAGUCCCACAGAGAUCAAUAAAGAAGACGACGCUGAAGAAGUUGAAUUGACGAAGGGAAGUGCACAGCAGAUAUUUGACCGGUUCAAAGACGGUGAAAAUGGCGAAGAAGGCGAGUCAAAAAUUAUUCUCAUUGGCGAAACUGGAACCGGAAAAACGUGGAUGGCGAAAGAAAUAUUUAACGUUGCUUUGAAGGAGGAGUACGAUGAGCCCAUUUGGAUAUCUCUGGACAAAAAGCAUGAUAAGAGGUCUUUUGUAGACACCGUUGCCCGUCAGCUAUGUCUCCCCACUAGUGCAGAUGAAAGGGAAGAAGAUGCUAGUGAAACUGAGAAAAAGGAGAAGAAUCCGGUUACUGUGGAGACUCUACUGAAGGCCCUGCAGGAGAAAAUGGCAGAUAAGCUUGAAGAGGCCAAAAAGGCUCAAAAGUUUGUUCUAUUGGUUUUGGAUGGUCAGAUAGAUAUGCUGCAUAAAGACCAGAAUGAUAACAUGGGGAUUGAGCGUUACAUCAAGGAAAAGAUUUUAGGUUUGAAAUCGAGCACGGAGAAGGUCGACGGGAAGAAGGUCGACGGAUUAAGGGUUCUUAUCACAAGGAGGAAAAGUGAAGAUGCUGAUAUGGCUGAGGGAGCAAAGAAGCUAAAACUCCAACGCCUUUCUGGUGAACCGGCACGCAAAUUGUUUACAAAAGAUCCUUAUGGCCGAAUUUAUUUGUUGGACGAGUACAAAGAGGUAUCUAAGGCAUUGCGUGAAAACAGAUGGAAGCCUGCAGAAAUCCUUUUGUUAGCGGGGACCUUAAAGUACUUUGAAAAGGAUAAUGUUCGGGAUUUAAAACCUGCUAUGGAGGCUGCAGUUGGUGGACUGGAACAACUUUUGCGUUAUGCAUAUGAUAGGGAGCCCGGCAAUUCCAUGAUCGACUGCUUCUGGCAUAGUUGGAACUUCUUGAGAGAACAUGGUGGUGUUAACUACAAUGAGUUGAUCACUAGCUGGAUAAUGGAAGGCUGUCUCAAGCACACCAAUCAGAUUGAUAAGGCUUAUGUGGAGGGACACGCUGUGUUGAUGAAGCUUAUGGAGUAUAAUCUACUGAAAAGGCAGGAGGACAAUAUUAUUGUUCUGGAGGGAGCAACUAUUAAGAUGGACGAGUACUGUCGCCGUGGAUACUGGGGGACAGGGGAUCCUGGUUUGGCUAGUGUGCUCAAGGGUAUCGAUGGAAAAGAUUAUGAAGAGAUACCACCAGCUCGGGUUUUUGAUGGAAUAACACCAGCUGAUGGCAUGAUGAGAACAUUGUGUGGUUAUAAGAAAGAGAAAAUGAUCUCCUCAUUACUGAUUGAUGGAGGUCGUCUAUGUAGGGAAGUUCAUGAGGCUUUCUUUGGGAAAACGGAGAGCCUCAAUCUGCUUGCUAUAUUUUCUCCCCGGCUCAAAUCUCCCGAGGAACUUUCCAUAUUGAACCCGGAGAAGCUGCUUGUGCUCAUGCUCAGAGGCUCUUACCUGUUGGAGAAUGUAAAUAUUGUUGAAAACCUCACAGCCUUGAGUGUUCUUGAAAUAUCUGGUUCACCAUAUUGCAAUAUAGAGCUCCCGGCUAACUUCUUCAAUCUCGUCUCCAAACUUCGAAGCAUCAACUUUUCUGGAACCGGAAUCAAAUCAUUACCCGAUAGCUUCUCUGAAUUGACUGAGCUCCGAAGGCUUAUCCUUAGCGGGUGUUCAAACUUAGAAGAACUUCCAAAGCUGGCGAAGUUCGAAAAACUUGAGAUAAUUGAUCUUUCCGAUUGCACAAGUUUCAAAAAGAUCCAAGAAAAGAGCUUCAGGUCGCUUGUAAAGCUUAAAGUAAUCAACUUUUCCCGUACCCAAAUUGAGAAACUACCCAUCGUUAAGACUCUUGAAAAUCUGAGCAGGAUCUUGGUACAAGGUUGUACUGCGUUGUCCGGAAUGCGCAUGCUCAAAAACGUUAAGAGCAUCAAGGUUCUUGAUCUUUCAGGUGCAACAAACAUAAAAGAAAUCAUGUACGAUUGCUUUGAAGGAGCAUCAAACCUCAGAGAGCUUGAUCUAUCAGAAACUCGGAUACAAUAUCUGCCUCCCGCCAUUGGAGACCUUCAGAAACUGAGACUAAAGAAAUGUGAUUUGUUAAGAAACGUACCUGAUCUGAGUGGACAGACGAGGCUCGAGGAACUUGACCUCUCAGGUUGUACGAUGCUGGAGGAGUUGCUUGGUUUGAGUGGUCUUGUAAAACUGAAGAUUCUAAACCUCCGUGAUACUAAACUUCACAACGAAGAAUUGAAGAAAUCCUUGAGUGAAAUCAAAGGCCUGCAAAUACUACACUAAAGCCAUGAUUUCUUCAUGUAACUUUUGAUGAGAGGGUGGUUCAAACUUACUACAUUGGGAACUGGAGUUCAUCUUGCUUGUGUAUGUGUAUUUUCAAAAUAAACAGUUGUUGGAUUUUAUCAACUACUGCUCUGUUGUGUUUUAUAUGUUGCACUUGUCCGUACUCGAGUAGACUUAAACCUUGUUCCUGGA
Messenger RNA from Hibiscus syriacus, 2841 nucleotides. RefSeq names its product putative disease resistance protein At4g19050. Bases 115 to 2649 code for a protein of 844 amino acids. The transcript is spliced from 4 exons. NCBI's taxonomy places the organism in Eukaryota, Viridiplantae, Streptophyta, Magnoliopsida, Malvales, Malvaceae. The record is from RefSeq and is a predicted model, not a curated record. Gene Ontology annotation, molecular function: ADP binding.